Messenger RNA from Trachymyrmex cornetzi, 270 nucleotides. RefSeq lists its product as uncharacterized. The record is from RefSeq and is a predicted model, not a curated record. The transcript has 2 exons. Lineage: Eukaryota; Metazoa; Arthropoda; Insecta; Hymenoptera; Formicidae. Bases 1 to 270 code for a protein of 89 amino acids.
AUGGACUUCAACAUUGAUCAUUAUUAUAGACUUAAUCGUAUUUUUCUGUCAGUUAUUGGCUUGUGGCCGCAUCGUUAUAUUACAUUGAGGCAAAUUCAGUGCGUUGUAUCGUCAUUUAUUUUAAUAUCAGUAACAUUUCCUCAAAUAAAGGAAUUAAUGCAGCAAAUGCAAAAUGAUUGGAACGCUUUGAAUGAUAUUAAUGAGCUUGAAAUAUUUCAUCGAUAUGCAAAAACGGCAAGGUUAUUCACUACAACUAUAGCAAGUAAAUAA